AUGCGACAGAUUCAUUAUCCAAAUCAAGGAGAUGCAGGUUGUACAUCAUCGUCGUUUUCAUCGCCAGUGAUAUUACCCAUGACGGCUCAAUCAAAUGUUUCUCAUCUCGAAAUGACAGCAUUGUCGAAACCAUCCAGCACCGUCUCGAAUUCAAAGAUACUUGGGAUAAGAAGUGCUGAAACGAUGAUAGCAACAGACUCAGUUCCUAUGAUACCACCUAUAAAAUUGAUCGACACUAAUACAAUGACUUUGACAAAUCUUUGCCUACUGUGUAGGAACAUAGAAAAGCGUCUUGCAUGCAUUCCAUGUGGACAUUUUGUUACAUGUGUUCCAUGUAGUCGUACAUUAAGAUCAUGCCCAAAAUGUCGAUAUGAGAUACAAGCAUUUGUUCGUGUCUUUAUUUAA
Messenger RNA from Rotaria socialis, 405 nucleotides. Lineage: Eukaryota; Metazoa; Rotifera; Eurotatoria; Philodinida; Philodinidae. The record is from the annotation of a GenBank genome assembly.